Messenger RNA from Brassica rapa (field mustard), 4937 nucleotides. RefSeq names its product G-type lectin S-receptor-like serine/threonine-protein kinase At1g11300. Lineage: Eukaryota; Viridiplantae; Streptophyta; Magnoliopsida; Brassicales; Brassicaceae. Gene Ontology annotation, molecular function: protein serine/threonine kinase activity; ATP binding. Gene Ontology annotation, cellular component: plasma membrane. Gene Ontology annotation, biological process: recognition of pollen; protein phosphorylation. The record is from RefSeq and is a predicted model, not a curated record.
UUAUCGCACUCUGCUUCUUCUCUCAUGCAACUCCUCGUCUCUUUUGGUCUUCAGAGUGUCUUCGUACGGAAACCCUAUGUUCCUUGCUCUCUCACUUGCAGGUUAAUUUCCUGAUUCACUCAACCACAGCUGUUCCAGAUGUGUGAACUAAUGGAGCAACUCUCGGAGCUGUCAGUGUCUCCUCUGAUUCCGUCACUUCCAAACGACGUUACCCUCGACAUCGUAGCUCGCGUACCCAGAAGCCACUACCCAACUCUCUCCCUCGUCUCCAAGAGUUUCCGGAAACUCAUCGCCUCGUCUAAGCUCUACAAGAGGCGAUCUCAGCUAGGCAUCAACCAACACCGUCUCUUCGCCGUCCUCCGCAACAGCAACUCCGGUGAUUUCAGUCUCUACAUCCUCCACAGGAAACUCAACUGCACUAACCGCUUGGUCCUUGUCCUGCCACUUCCCCCCCAUGUCUUCCCGUGGAAGCUACGUCCCUGUUGGUUCAAAGGUGUAUGCGUUUAACGACAUCGACGUGCUCAGCAUUGACUGCACAUCUCACACGGUCCACCCCAUCGCCGACAUCCCUCAGCGCAUGGCUUAUAAAGUGGUUAACGCGGUCGGGAAGAAGGUUUAUGUACUCGGUGAUUCGUUUUGUCAUGUGAUUGAGGAGGGUGGUGGGUGGUGGAAAGGGUGGAGGAAGGCAGUGACGGUGUUCGAUGCAGAAACACAAUCGUGGGGGGCUAAGUUGGUGAAGGAAGAUAUGGCUAUAGGUCUAGGUCCCUUUUGGUCUGACUCUGUGGUGAUGGAGGGUAAGGUUUACAUGAAAGGCUGCAUCAACCGCAACUCUUUUGUUUAUGGGCCAGUGGGAAAGAAAUGGGAAGUGAUGGACGAGGUGAUGAACUCUAAGGACUGGGAAGGUGCGUGUGUGGUUGAUGAUGUCUUGUACUAUCACGAUUGUUCCGAGAAGGCGGUUUUGAGGGCUUUUGAUCCAAAGCAGAGGUGUUGGAGUGUUGUCAGCGGUUUGGAAGAGUUUUUGGCGGCUGAGACUGCUAAGUCGAAGUGGUGCGAUGCGGUGAGCUACGGCGAGAAGAAGUUGGCUCUCUUCUUUCCUAAGAAACAUGAAGGCAGUAAGGUCAUUUGCUGUGCAGAGAUUGCUUUGGAGAGACGCCAAGGAGGAGAGAUUUGGGGUAAGAUGGAGUCGUGUGAUGUUGUCGUUGACGAUGGGGUGUCUGAACUGGUGAAGUGUGUGGCUGUUACCGUUUGAUGUAAUGCAGCAUGAUAAUAACAUCUCUAUUUUAGAUUCCUUCGUAUUUUAAAUUUUCCUAAAUGCCAUCUCGUGUGGUUGAUCGUUUAUGUUAAGACAAAACCUUGAGAGGGUGUUGUUGUUUAAUACUCUGUUACAUGUGUUUCUAAAAUUUGCCAUGUUUGGUUUUUGAAUCGUUUCCUUACUAUACAGGAAAAUUUUAGGAACUUUUGUGCUCUGACGAACUCAGUCAGACACACGAAGGUUGCUGGAAUAACCGGAACCAAUCGAACCAUUCAUUAAACCGGCAACCAAACCAAAAUUUCAAUAACCCUUAUCAGUAGAGAACCGGAUAAAAAAAAUCCACAUUUCAUACAACCAAGAAUUAGAGUUAGCCAUGAAAUUGAAAGAUUACAACCAAGAAUUAGAGUUAGCCAUGAAAUUGAAAGAUUGAUCUUGCACCACCAACCUUUUAAAAAUUCAUAUAAAUUAUACGUACUAAUUUUUCUUUAAUUAUUAAACUCUUAACCUUUUAAAUUUAACUACAAUAUAUUAAAAUUAAUAUAUACAAACAGAGCAGACAUUGUCAAUAAUCAGUGAGACCAAAAGUAAUUAAAUAGAGAAUUAUCAACAACAUAGCAUGCAUUAUCGUCUCACCGAUUGACACUUAAAAGGCAGUGACGUUUAGUUGAUUACUAAAAGAAGAUGAAAUGAAUCUCACAGGUGAAAAAAGUCGUAAAGGAUGUGCCAAUAUGGCCAGUCAAACGUACGAAGACCGUCGUUAAUAGAAAAAAUACAGUAUAGUGAUGCUUCUUGUUUUGGUGUUACAAAUAUAAAAAAAAAGUGAUGCUUCUUGCAUUAUCUUUAGAAUUAGAAUAAUGCCCACUUGACUUGACCCCUUCACCAUAACAAUAUUUGGACUUGUCUCCUGAGAAAUUUAAUGCUCAUCACACCAUCACUGCGUCAUUUAACUCAAAUCCAUAUGCUUCUUAAAUGCUACGUUCAAUACUAGAAUCUUUCCAUAUUUAGCUCUGUUUUGUUUGGUUCCGGUUUAGGAAAGAAGCUAUGGGACUUCAUGAGAGCAUGAAUCCUUUUAUUCUUGCACUCGCUUUCUUCUUGUCGAGUGUCUGUCUUGCUCAGGAAAGAACUUUCUUCCCCGGCAAUCUCAGUGACUCAGACACGAUCGUCUCCAGCCUUGGCACGUUCAGGUUCGGUUUCUUCACCCCUGUUAACUCCACAAGCCGGUACGCGGGCAUAUGGUACAACAACAUUCCUAUACAAACUGUGAUAUGGGUAGCUAACAAAGACAAGCCCAUCAACGACUCCUCUGGAGUUAUCUCUCUGUCGGAAGAUGGAAACCUCGUACUCACAGAUGGUCAGAGGCGUGUUCUAUGGUCAACCAACGUCACUACUCAAUCCCGUGCCAACUCUACCGUCGCUGAGCUUUUGGAUACAGGGAACCUCGUGCUAAAAGAUGACAACAGCGAAACAACUCUUUGGGAGAGUUUCAGGCAUCCUACUGAUUCUUGGUUACCAAACAUGGUUGUCGGGACAAACGCAAGAGCCUCUGGAGAGAACAUCACGAUAACUUCAUGGAAAAGCCCUUCAGAUCCUUCUCCAGGGAGCUACACCGCUGCACUCGUUCUCGCUGCGUAUCCAGAGCUUUUCAUCAUGAACAAGGAUGAUAAUAACGCUACGGUGUGGCGAAGUGGGCCCUGGAACGGCCAGAUGUUUAAUGGUUUACCAGACGUGGAGCCAGGAGUCAUCUUUCUUUUCAGAUUCACGGUUAAUGAUGAUACUAAUGGAUCAGUCACCAUGUCGUAUGCUAAUGACUCCACUUUGAGAUACUUGUACAUGGACUACAGAGGAUCUGUGAUCAGGAGGGACUGGAGUGAGGCUAGGAGAAACUGGACGGUCGGGUUACAAGUUCCGGCGAGCGAGUGUGAUAUCUACAAAAGAUGUGGUCCAUUCACUACGUGCAACCCACGGAAGAACCCGUCGUGUUCUUGCAUUAAAGGGUUUGGGCCAAGGAGCCUCGUAGAGUGGAACAAUGGGAACUGGAGUGGUGGAUGCACAAGGAGGACACCUUUACAAUGUGAGAGACAGAACAAUAACGGGAGUGCUGAUGGGUUUACAAGGCUAAGGAGAAUGAAGCUGCCUGACUUUGCAAUAAGAUCAGAAGCUAGUGAGCCAGAGUGUUUAAGGACUUGUUUGCGGACAUGUUCUUGUAUAGCUUGUGCUCAUGGGUUAGGUUAUGGUUGCAUGAUUUGGAAUGGAAGUUUAGUUGAUUCACAGGAGUUGCCUGCUGGUGGAAUGGAUCUUUAUAUCCGUCUUGCACAUUCAGAAAUCAAAACUCCGGACAGAAGACCGGUUAUUAUUGCUUCAUCAUUGGCUGGAGGUAUACUUGUUGUGGUAGCUUGUGGUCUCAUGGUGCGGCAGCUUGUCAUGAAGAGAAGAGCGAGAAAGAAAGGAAGAGACGCUGAGCAGAUUUUCAACAGAGUAGAAGCUUUAGCUGGCGGUGAUAAAGCAAAGUUGAAAGAGCUACCAUUGUUUGAGUUUCAAGUGUUGGCUGCGGCAACUAAUAACUUCUCUCUCAGAAACAAGCUCGGACAAGGCGGCUUUGGUCCUGUCUACAAAGGGAAGUUGCAAGAAGGGCAAGAGAUUGCAGUGAAGAGACUUUCAAGAGCAUCAGGACAAGGGCUUGAGGAGCUUGUUAAUGAAGUGGUUGUGAUAUCUAAGUUGCAACACCGGAACCUAGUGAAGUUACUUGGUUGCUGCAUUGCAGGAGAUGAAAGGAUGCUAGUCUAUGAGUUCAUGCCCAAGAAAAGCUUAGACUAUUAUCUAUUCAACCCGGUUAAGGCCAAACUUCUUGCUUGGGAGACACGGUUUAACAUAAUCAAUGGGAUAUGUAGAGGUCUUCUGUACCUUCACAGAGAUUCUAGGCUGAGAAUCAUUCACAGAGAUCUAAAAGCUAGCAACAUCUUGUUAGAUGAGAAUCUGGUUCCCAAGAUAUCUGAUUUCGGUUUGGCUAGGAUUUUCCCAGGGAAUAAAGAUGAGGCAAACACAAGAAGGGUCGUUGGAACAUACGGCUAUAUGUCACCAGAAUAUGCAAUGGGAGGACUGUUCUCAGAGAAGUCUGAUGUUUUCAGCUUAGGAGUGAUACUCUUGGAGAUUGUCAGUGGAAGAAGAAACUCAAAUUCAACUCUUUUGGCUUAUGCAUGGUCAAUCUGGAACGAAGGGGAGAUUACUGAACUGGUGGAUCCUGUGAUCUUUGAGCAAGUCUUUGAGAAAGAAAUAAAGAAAUGCGUUCACAUUGCGCUUUUGUGUGUGCAAGAAGCUGCUAACGAUAGGCCAAGUGUUGCUACAAUGUGUUCAAUGCUCAGCAGCGAGAUUGUAGACAUUCCAGAACCGAAACAGCCUGCGUUUAUAACAAGGAACGUUGUUGCUUCAGAAGAAGCAGGGUCCUCUGAGAACAGUGAACCUAAAGCUUCUAUCAACAAUGUCACCAUCACUGAUGUCUCAGGACGUUAGAACCCUCAGAAACAAAACAUAUGUUUAUUAAAGAAACCCUGUAUGGAUGGCCAGAGAUACAUCAUUCCAUCUUUAUAGAUGGUUAAGGUCUCAAACAUGUAGUAAUGUAAAAGUGCUUACUGUAAUAUAACAAUUGUACGACAUCAGAAUAUGUAAACCAAGAAUCCACUUCUCUUAA